Molecule: messenger RNA, 1051 nt
Organism: Amaranthus tricolor (Joseph's coat)
Lineage: Eukaryota; Viridiplantae; Streptophyta; Magnoliopsida; Caryophyllales; Amaranthaceae
Product: protein MHF2 homolog
Exons: 6
Coding region: 85-396 (103 amino acids)
Biological process (GO): kinetochore assembly; DNA repair; replication fork processing
Cellular component (GO): FANCM-MHF complex; Fanconi anaemia nuclear complex
Source: RefSeq, a predicted model, not a curated record
AUAAAAGGCAACAAGGGAAAGGGGCGCCAUUUCCAUUUUUGAGUAAUUUUGCUGCAAUUGAAUUCAACUUUCUUUGCUCCAAAAAUGGAGGAAACCUUUGAUCCUGACCUAAUUCACGCCAUUUUUAAGCUCAUCUGGCGCAGAAAAGCCCUAGAAAGAGAAAAGAAUGAAGGCAUUGAUACCAUGGACGCUGAGGGAGCACCUGGGACUGCGAAAAAGGCUCGGCCAACAUCUGCAGCGAAUGCGACUGCCGUGAAAUUGAGUUGUGAGCUACUCCGAAUCUUUAUCACAGAGGCCAUUCAAAGGGCUGCUGCUAUCGCCGAAACAGAAGGUCUUAACCACAUAGAAGGAACCCAUUUGGAACGCAUUCUUCCACAACUACUGCUGGAUUUUUAAUGCAAUAUGAGGACAACUUUUUGUACAAUCCAAAAAAUUGAUUUAGAGUGAGGAAAAGUUAGCAGCAUCUGAUCUUUCUUACCUAGAUGUUUCUAUACCUGUUAAAAUGUUCGUUCAAUUUUGCUUAAUAAUAGCAGCAUCGUUGCAAAAUUAAGCUGUUUGUAAUUUGGUUUCCUCGUGAUUUGUGAAUAACUCUUCAUUUGACACCUGAUUGUGCUUAUCAAAGAAAGGUUCAAGUAUUUUCAUUUAUCAAAAAUAGCAGUAUUUAUAUGUUGCACUAGGAAUUAUAUGGAUGUCUUUGAUUCAAAUACAUAACGAUCAACACUAGCAGUAUAUAUGCUGUACAUGUUCAGAUACACUAGAUGUUUCUUCCUAUUGUAGAAUACUUGCUGUGUCUGCCGCCAUUCCUAUAGAAGACGUAGCUUAAACUAAUUUGACUUAUUUGAGACAACAUACCCUUGAUAGCCUUACUUUUAGGCCGUUGUUAGGAUCAUCAAGGAUGUAAUUGCAAACAAUUUUUAGGGGUAAUUUACUAUGCUAUUGUAAAUAGAUCAGGGGCUAGGCUGUUCUGAUCAGGCAAGACAGGUUUACUCUAAAUUUAGGGGUAUGGAAUUUUCAGGACAUACCUUGUUUAUCAGCUCAAGGUUCAUUGGUU